Trematomus bernacchii (emerald rockcod) is the source of this 4023-nucleotide messenger RNA. It is a transcript of the gene thrap3a, whose product is annotated as thyroid hormone receptor associated protein 3a. NCBI's taxonomy places the organism in Eukaryota, Metazoa, Chordata, Actinopteri, Perciformes, Nototheniidae. The record is from RefSeq and is a predicted model, not a curated record. The coding region runs from base 121 to 2838 and encodes 905 amino acids. Gene Ontology annotation, biological process: positive regulation of transcription by RNA polymerase II; mRNA processing. Gene Ontology annotation, molecular function: mRNA binding; DNA binding; transcription coregulator activity. Gene Ontology annotation, cellular component: exon-exon junction complex; mediator complex. The transcript has 10 exons.
UUUUUUUCCAUGCUCCAUGUGACUCUCUGCUCCACCAGUUGGCCAGACGAGAUGUAGUAUCCGUAGCUCGCACUGUGAGAGAGCUCAGUGCGCUUCUUUCUUUACUCACUCUGUAUUCCAAUGCAAACACACACUAGCUCCAGGUCUCGGUCAUGGUCAAGAUCUCGUUCUCCAUCUCAUAACCGGGAGAAGAAAUACCCGAGGGGAUACCAGAACGGGCGUGAGUUCCGGGGCUACCACCGCGGCUUCCGGAGGCCGUACAACUUCAGGGGCCGGGGGCGGGGCUUCUUCCCACGCGGACGCUACCAGCGUGGCGGCGGGGGAGGUGGCUACAACAAUAACAACAACUUCCGCCCCAACUGGAAGAACUACAAGCAGCAGUACCCUCAGAAACAGCAGCAGCAGCAGCAGCAGCAGCAAAACCAGCAGGAGCAGGAGCAGCAGCAGCAGCCAAACCAUGCACGAGGACGCUCUCACAACCCCCAGCAGCGCUCGGGAAGCCCCCCUCAUGGUCACUCCCACCACUCAGACCAAUCCUCCUCGCCUCUAUCCAGACACUCCCAGCAUUCGUCCUCUUCCUCACACUCCUCCUCUCCCAAAUGGAAGCCAGCCUUGUCGCUGACUAACCCAAACGCCAAAGAUGGGAAAGAGGAGCUCUCUGUCUCCAAGGAGGCCCAAAAGGGAGGAGGGGGAGAUGAGGAGACAGCGGAGCCUGUGGGGGUGUUGGCAGGAGAGGCCAAAGAAAGCGCCUGCAGUGGGAAAGCUGAGGGGAACUGGCAGGGUCUUAGUGACUGCAGCCCAAAGAGAACCAGCACCCUGGCGAGCUAUGCUGUUAUUGUUGGGCAGAACAGCCAGUCUACCAACCAGUCUAGUCCUUCCCCUAAAAUCACAAAGGACAUCAGCAAUGGCGCCCCCUCCUGGAGGAUGGUGGGUAGUUCCUCCUCGACAAAAAAACCCUCACAUGAAGGUCUAAAUCCAAUGCUCUCCAGCUUUGACUUCUUCUCCAACGAGGAAUACCUGGAUGGAGAUAAAACUGCCAUCUCCAUUGCCUUCAGACAGUUUUUGGAAGAGCAAAAUAAAAAAGCCAAAGCUCUGGAAAAUGAUGUGGAAAUGGAAAAAGGGAAAGUGAAUGGAAAAGCACCCACAAAUAUUUCUGACUCAGUGUCAAGAAAAUGCAAAGAGGACAAUGGUGGUGAAGUGUCUCUGAACAGCUUUCUGAAAGCUUCUCCCUUUCUGUCUGCUGACGGCGAGGAAGAGGAGGAGAUGAUAGUCAAGCCUAAUUCAAAGUCACUUCACAAAGACUGGCAAAAUGGGGAAGAGUCCUCUAAGACAAAGAUCAGGGUCACUCACUCAGCCCGGGAACUGUUUGAUGAAUGCUUUAGCAAAUCGCAAAAUGUGAGUUAUUCACAGGCUGCUAACUGCGACCUUGACUCGGUAGCAGAAGAUGUAUAUCUUAGUCGAAAGCAGGAUAGAGUAGCGGCAAUUUCUGCUGCCCUCGCUAAGAGGGAGAUGGCGGGACAUUUUGAGGAACUGUCACCAGACAUGGCAGGUAAAGCCAGGAAGAUGACAAGCUCUCCCUCCAUCCCAUCUCCUGCACCACCACCACCAAGGAGGAACCCUGACGUAGAGCUCAGGGGAGAGGACACUCCUUUCAUGUCCUCAAGAAAACAGGAACCAAAAGUAAAUGUCAGAAUGGAUUUCCUCGGAGAGAGACUGAUGAGCUCUGAUAUUUUAGCUGAGGAGCGACAGUUGUCCCAGGAUCUUGUUCAGUCCUCAAAAAAGGAUCAGGAGUUUCGCUCUAUCUUUCAUCAUGUUCAGGCUCCUCAGUUACAGAGGAGUCCUUCUGAGCUGUUUGCUCAACACAUAGUCAGCAUCGUUCACCACAUUAAAGCUCAGCACUUUCCAUCCCCUGGAAUGACUAUAAACGAGCGAUUCACCAUGUUCCAAAGACGAGCUGCAGAGAAGGAAUUGAUGAAGCCAAGAAAAAGCCCAGAGAUACACAGGAGAAUUGACGUUUCACCAAGAGCUUUUAAGAAACACUCUCAACUUUUUGAGGCGAUGAAAAGCUCAGAGGAUGGCACUUACAAGGACGGCGUGGAUAAAGUGAAGGAGGACCCAAUGGAUCUUCGUUUGGAUAUUGAACGGCGUAAAAAAUAUUCCAGCCAUGACAGAGAGUAUAAACAGGAUCGGGGAAGAGAUGUGGGAGAGUCCCCUGAUUCUAGUAGAGGGAGAUCUUUGGACAAGUUCUCGAAAAGCCGCAAGAGAUCAAAGAAAAGUGAAAAGAAGCGCAGUCGCUCAAGUUCAUCUUCUUCCUCCUCGUCUUCUAAGUCCCAAAAAGAAGAUUUGCCCCAUGGCAAGUCUGAUCCCAAAGAAAAAGCCUUUGACAGAGGCAGACUGGGUCAAACGGAGUCAACGGGACCAGAUGAAGGAGGAAGGCCUCGUGGAGGAUUCCAAGUCCGAAUACGAGGUCGGAGCUGGAACGGAGGCAAUAAUCAAGGAAACAGUUCACACAGCAACGCCAUGGCAAACAUGGAAGUAGACCCAAAAGCUGAAGACUGGGACCCGGAGUUCACUCCCAAGAGCAGAAAAUACUACUUGCACGACGACAGAGAACGAGAAGCAGAGUGCAAGUGGUUUGAAAACCGAGGGCGCGGACGGGGAAGCGCCUCGCGUGGAAGAGCUCGAUUUAUCAUCCGCAAAGCCACUGGAGGCCCCAACACCAACAGCCCCAAAAGGGCCCAUGAUAAGUUCCAGAUCAACGGGGAGCAAGGCAGCGCUCAGGAAGAGGAGAGACAACAGGACCAUAAAGAUGGAGGAAUCGAAGGGGAGAAGACUUGAGCAGAGAAGCAGGAUGCUGAGAAUCUCAAUUUUCUUCUUCGCUUUUAAACAAUCUCACUUUGUGAUUCUACACAGCACAAUGGACUCUUUUACGGCUCUUUUAAACUUUAAGAUUCUGACUUUACUUUAAACAUAACAAUUUUCCACAUAAGGAUAUAACUCAUAGCUAGUAGAUGCACUGUUUAAAGGGUGAAUUGAUGUUUCUCAUAAAAAUGUGGAUUUAAGUUACAUAUUUUUAGCUUUUUACGGUUAAGUGGAAAUGUUCUGUGCGUCAAAAAAAAGACAUUUGUAUUUUUGAGUAAGAGAAAAUCACAUCCUAGAUAAAAUUAGCGUGUGCCUUAUACUUGUGCAACUGAAUAAAUGUUUUGUGAGUGGGUUACAAGAUUAAUAAUCUCUAGAAAAACAGGCUCUUGCUUUGAGCUGUGUCUUAUCUGGAUUAAAAUUGCAGUAAUAAAAACACUGUAGGUCAUGUUGACAUAAGAACUUCAUUGUUCGGUCAAUGCAACACUCUUCAAAGACCCUGAUCUGACAUGGGACCAAACUGUAAAGGGUCAAAGGUUAUGCUCUACAAUCCUUCUUUGUACAACACCCAACAGAUCAACACAACUAGCUGGCUUAUGUGUUUCUCAUUAAACAUUUUAACAUCAAAGUACGUUACAGUAGCUAUUUGUUUCAUCGUGGAUAACACUAAUCAAUGUAUAAUAUUGGUGGUGAUUAUACUCUUUUCCCAAACACAUAAUUGUACUUGGCUACGUAGAAUUUCCCCAUAUAUACACCGAUGUGUUUUUCAUUUGAGCUUUGAAACAAGCCAAUGAUGAUUUAAUCACUUAUGUAAGUUGUGUCCAACGGUGUCAACAUUGUGGGAGAAACGCUCAAAAUGUGCAUUUGUUUAGAAAACAGAAACAGAGUAAAAAGAGUUAUCAUCACUAAAUGACUUGAUGUCUAGAAUAAGGCUCAUCUGUGUUUGGACAACUGCCAAUAUUAUUGAAUUACAUUUACAUUUCAGUGCCUUGCUGUGGAUCCGCUGGUCUUAUUUGUACAAUUCAGGCCAACAGAUUCGGAUUCACAUUUGACUGUUUUAAGUGUCACCUGCUUUGAGAAUAUUGUUUUUUUUUUUAAAAUAGAUGUUGAUAAUGUUUUUUCUUCUUGGAGACUGUAAAUUAAAGAGACACUGAUUACUUUAAA